GCGGGCGGGCGAGCCGGAGAGCGGCGGCGGCGGCGCGGGAGGGAAGGGGAGCGCGGCAGGCCCAAAGGGAGCCGCCCGGGGCGCACGGAGCCCGCGUGCCCUCCGGGACCGCCCCGGCCAGUGCAGUAUCCGUGGGCACCGGAGCCCCGGCUGCGGCGCACCGGGCCGAAGUGGCGGGUGGCCCGGGGGACCCUGGAAGCAGGAGAAGGAGCCGGAGCCCGGACGGGAUGAGAAGGUGACGCCGCCGGGGGGCGCCACUCGCUUUGUAGGAAGAUGCUCGCCUACUGCGUGCAAGAUGCCACCGUGGUGGACGUGGAGAAGCGGAGGAACCCCUCCAAGCACUACGUGUACAUCAUCAACGUGACCUGGUCCGACUCCACGUCCCAGACCAUCUACCGAAGGUACAGCAAGUUCUUUGACCUGCAGAUGCAGCUUUUGGACAAGUUUCCCAUUGAAGGUGGACAGAAGGACCCCAAGCAGAGAAUCAUUCCCUUCCUCCCAGGCAAAAUCCUCUUCCGGAGAAGCCACAUCCGGGAUGUAGCCGUGAGGAGGCUGAAGCCCAUCGACGAGUACUGCCGGGCGCUGGUCCGGCUGCCUCCCCACAUUUCACAGUGUGACGAAGUCUUCCAGUUCUUCGAGGCCCGGCCAGAGGACGUCAACCCCCCAAAAGAGGACUAUGGCAGUUCCAAGAGGAAAUCAGUGUGGCUCUCCAGCUGGGCCGAGUCUCCCAAAAAGGACGUGACAGGUGCCGACACCAGCGCCGAGCCCAUGAUCCUGGAACAGUACGUGGUGGUGUCCAACUAUAAGAAGCAGGAGAACUCGGAGCUGAGCCUCCAGGCCGGGGAGGUGGUGGAUGUCAUUGAGAAGAAUGAAAGCGGCUGGUGGUUUGUGAGCACCUCCGAGGAGCAGGGCUGGGUCCCUGCCACCUACCUGGAGGCCCAGAAUGGCACUCGAGACGACUCAGACAUCAACACCUCCAAGACUGGGGAAGUGUCCAAGAGACGCAAGGCCCAUCUGCGGCGCCUGGAUCGCCGGUGGACCCUGGGCGGGAUGGUCAACAGGCAGCACAGCCGAGAGGAGAAGUAUGUCACUGUGCAGCCUUACACCAGCCAAAGCAAGGACGAGAUUGGCUUUGAGAAGGGCGUCACCGUGGAGGUGAUCAGGAAGAAUUUGGAGGGCUGGUGGUACAUCAGAUACCUGGGCAAAGAAGGCUGGGCACCAGCAUCCUACCUGAAGAAGGCCAAGGAAGACCUGCCAGCACGGAAGAAGAACCUGGCAGGCCCAGUGGAGAUCAUCGGGAACAUCAUGGAGAUCAGCAACCUGCUGAACAAAAAGGCAUCGGGGGACAAAGAGACUCCACCAGCCGAAGGCGAGGGCCCAGAGGCCCCCGUCACCAAGAAGGAGAUCAGCCUGCCCAUCCUCUGCAAUGCCUCCAAUGGCAGUGCCCUGGCAGUCCCCGAGAGGACCGUCUCCAAGCUGGCCCAGAGCUCCCCGGCCGUCGCCAGGAUUGCCCCUCAGAGGGCCCAGAUCAGCUCGCCGAACCUCAGGACUAGGCCUCCCCCUCGCCGAGAAUCCAGCUUGGGGUUCCAGCUGCCGAAGCCACCAGAGCCCCCUUCUGUUGAGGUGGAGUACUACACCAUUGCCGAAUUCCAGUCGUGCAUUUCUGAUGGGAUCAGCUUUCGGGGCGGACAGAAGGCAGAGGUCAUCGACAAGAACUCAGGUGGCUGGUGGUACGUGCAGAUCGGUGAGAAGGAGGGCUGGGCCCCCGCGUCCUACAUCGACAAGCGCAAGAAGCCCAACCUGAGCCGCCGGACGAGCACACUGACCCGGCCCAAGGUGCCCCCCCCAGCGCCCCCUAGCAAGCCCAAGGAGGCUGAGGAGGGUCCGGCGGGCACUAGUGAGAGCCAGGGCUCCCCGCUGAAGCUCAAGUACGAGGAGCCUGAGUACGACAUCCCUGCCUUUGGCUUCGACUCGGAGCCGGAGCUGAGUGAGGAACCCGCGGAGGACAAAGGCCCGGGGGACAAGCGGCCGGCCCAGCCCCGCAGGCCCUCGCCCGCCUCCUCGCUGCAGCGGGCCCGCUUCAAGGUCGGCGGGUCCUCGGAGGACGUGGCCCCGGAAGAGGAGACCAUCUACGAGAACGAGGGCUUCCGGCCGUGUGCAGAGGACACCCUGUCCGCCGGACGUUCCUCCCGGGGCAGCGACUCCCCGGGGGGCUCCCCGCUGUCCCUUGCCAGGAAGAACUCCCCCAAAUCAGACUCCCCCAAGUCCUCCUCUCUCCUGAAGCUCAAGGCAGAGAAGAACGCCCAGGCGGAACUGGGGAAGAACCACUCCUCAGCCUCCUUUUCCUCGUCCAUCACCAUCAACACCACCUGCUCCUCCUCCUCCUCGUCUUCCUCCUUGUCCAAGCACAGCAGCGACCUGAAGCCCCGUUCUGCCUCGGAUGCAGGCAUCCGCGGCACGCCCAAGGUCGGGGCGAAGAGGGAUGCCGACCUGAAGGCAGGACUGACCUCCUGUGCCCGGGCCAAGCCGUCGGUCCGGCCCAAGCCGUUCCUGAACAGAGCGGAGUCCCCGAGCCAAGAGAAGAUGGACAUCAGCACUUUGCGGCGCCAGCUGAGACCCACGGGCCAGCUCCGGGGGGGCCUCAAGGGCUCCAAGAGUGAGGAUUCAGAGCUGCCCCCCCAGGCGGCUUCCGAGGGUCCCAACGAGGGGUCCAGGAGAGGCUCAGCUGACAUCAUCCCCCUCCCGGCGGCUGCGUCCCCGCGUCCCACCAAGAAGGAGCGGGAAGGGCAGGCCACCUCCUACACCACGUGCAGCGCCUACCAGAAGGUCCAGGACUCCGAGAUCAGUUUCCCCGCAGGCGUGGAGGUGCAGGUGCUUGAGAAGUUGGAGAGUGGCUGGUGGUAUGUGAGGUUUGGGGAGCUGGAGGGCUGGGCCCCUUCCCAUUACUUGGUGCCUGGUGAGAACGAGCCGCCGGACCCCGCUGGCAAAGAGCCAGAUGCGGUAGCCGCCAAGGGCAAGCAGGAGGGCAAGUCAGACAGCCUGGAGAAGAUCGAGAGGCGGGUGCAAGCGCUGAACACCGUCAACCAGAGCAAGCGGGCCACGCCCCCCAUCCCCUCCAAGCCCCCAGGGGGCUUCGGCAAGACCCCAGGGGCCGGGGUGGUGAAAAUGAGGAAUGGCGUUCGGCAGGUGGCGGUGCGGCCCCAGUCGGUGUUCGUGUCCCCACCCCCCAAGGACAACAACCUGUCCUGCGCCCUUCGGAGGAACGAGUCGCUCACAGCCACCGACAGCCUCCGAGGCGUCCGCCGGAACUCCUCCUUCAGCGCCGCCCGCUCCGCUGCCGCUGAGGCCAAGGGCCGCCUGCCCGAGCGGGCCGCCAGCCAGGGCUCGGACACGCCUCUGCUGCCCGCCCAGCGGAAUGGCAUCCCUGUGUCCCCCGUGCGCCCCAAGCCCAUCGAGAAGUCCCAGUUCAUCCACAACAACCUCAAAGACGUGUACAUCUCGAUCGCGGACUAUGAGGGGGACGAGGAGACAGCGGGCUUCCAGGAGGGUGUGUCCAUGGAGGUCCUGGAGAGGAACCCCAACGGCUGGUGGUACUGCCAGAUCCUGGACGGGGCGCGGCCCUUCAAAGGCUGGGUGCCCUCCAACUACCUGGAGAAAAAGAACUAACGGGGGAAGGGUCCUUCUAGCCUGAGGGUGGAUGGGGGUGGAGCGAAGACAAUAGGGGAAGGGAAAACGGGAGGGGGGUGGGGGGAGGGCUACAUUGAACCCUGCAGAAGCGGUGACCUCAAGGAUACUCCCCUCCGGGCUGUCCCCCAGCUGGAAGGUAAGGUCCGGCAGUGGCCCACCUUCAGCAGGAGGCCUGGGCCCAGAGGUGAGACAGCGGAGCCCUACGUGUGCACCGUGGUGGCUUUGCUGGUGGGCUCAGUGCCGCUGGGGACAGGCCCCGUGGGAAACCCCAGCCGGGCCGGGCCGUGGCUGCAGACCUGGGAAAGAUGUGGUCGAAGGGGCCUCCCGUGCCCUGCCCUCGCACAGCCCUGUUCCCGUCAUUGGCACCUCGUUACCAGAGGUGGCCCUCGUAUCGUCCUCACCUGUCGUCCUCACCUGUCAUCGUGAAUUGUGCUGGUUGCCCAGGGAUCGCCGCCACCCACCACCGGUGGCCGGGCAGAAGACACCACUGGCUUUGAGGCUUGGACACAUGUUUUAUGAGCCCAACCUGCCCCUGGCCAGGCCACUGUCAGUGUCUGUUCGUUGAAGAAAAAGCAGUUCCCCCGGUGCCCGCAGGGACCACCUUUCUUAGCCGUCACUGACCGUGAGCAGAGAGCCCACGCUGCCCGGCGCCCAUCAGGGCCCGCUGGCCCAGUCAGCAGAGCAGAUGGGCCUCCUCACGGUCUGCACAGACUUCAUUGUGGACAUUUCUGGGUGCACAGUUCUUGUGCAUGUUUUGGGGGAGGUUUAUUGAUUUUGGGCUUUUAUGUUGGGCCUUGGGUUUUGUUCUUAUUUUAGGGGUUGUUUGGGGGCCUAGGGACGGUCGGCCUCACGGGAGGGUAAUGGGUGGCCUCCCCUGCGGCACUCUCGCAGGGAGGCGGUUCGGUUGUGUUUGACGUGCGUCCCCGGAGUCAUUUCACUUGGUUUCCGCUGUGUGGACAGUUCCAGAGCCCGGCACUUGCCGGAGGCACCAGGGCUGAAGAAGCCCCAGGUCCCAGACACCUGAAGCCCGGCCCCAGGAGGGAGGAGGGCCUCGUUCAGGAGAAACGGUGGCCCUCAGGCCGCUGGGUAACCGCCAUUCUGUGUACAUUGUCCCGCUUGGGCAGGACUUGAAAGCCUCACGUGCGAACUAUGGAGAAGCGGCCAUCGCCCCACUCCUGGUCUGAGGGGACCCCGGCCGGGCCCCUUGGGCCAGACUGGAGCAGACACCACCAGCCACCCCCCAGCCUGCCAGCGAUGCCGCAGUUACCCAAGAAGAUGGAGAAGCCCGGGCCGGGAGCUGACCUGGUCUUCCCGAGGGGCAGUGCCCCUGGAGAGAUAGAAGUGAGAGAAUCGAUUCCCUGUCAACUUUGGGUCUUGCAAUUGUCAAUGUUUCCAAGGGGACCCUCCAGAAGCCGAAGCGGCUUCCCAAGGACUCACCCUUUGCUGGGAGUGGGUCUCCACACGUGCCUUUGAUUUCGGACAGAUCAGGCCUCACAGCCACGAUUCAGCUGCCAGAGUCCUGGGCUAAGGGUUGGUGUUCCCUGCAGAGGGGGAAAGGCCCUCUCUCCACCCCUGCUCCCCACCCAGGAAGUGCAUGUUGCCUGAAGGUGAGCAUGGGGCCCAGGUCUCACGCCUUCAGUGCCCCCUCCCGCCCCCUGCCCCCCGCCCCCAGGCCUUGCCUGGGACCUCCCCAGCCCUCUUCCGUCCCCUCCACCCCCUACACUGACGCGCGGCAGCUCAUGUUCUCUGUUAAAGGGCCGUGGUGAGAUUUUGUUUCCUUUUGUUUGUGAGUUUGUUUAAAAUUGAAAUUAGUUAUUUUCUUCUGCUGGACAGUAUUAUAUAGAGCAGGAUGUUGAGUUAAUCUGCUAGAUUGCAGUACUAAUAGUAGUGGUUUAGUGUCUUCAUAUUAUUAUUUGGACUUCUUUGAACAAUAAUGAUAAAGAAGUGGUUCAUUAUUUUUUUAAUUAAUGCACUUUAAUAAGGUAGAAUGGAAAGAAACCCAGAGAGCAAAGUGCAUUACUUAAAGAUGCAGUAUAUACUUUUCUCAUUUUUAAGCAGCACAUAUUUAUUAAAAGAAAAAAAAGUAAUUUAUGAUUAUUUAAAAUAAAAUUUAAAAGUAGAGUGACUUUUGGGUGAAAGGACCUUCCGCGGAGCUGUCUUCCAGGGCAGGGCCCCAGCGGCCUCACUCCUCAGACGUCUGCACUGAGCCAGUUCGAUCCGCAUCACGACGGCCAGGCCAGGAAGGCGUGCAGGGCGCAUCUGCCACGCACAGAGCAUCUCAGUCGGACUGGACCACAGCGCUCCCCAGCGCCUGUCUCUCCCUGCCCUUCCUCACUGUCUGCACUGCCCUGCGGGGCUCUCUACCACCACCAGGGCCCACAUUUCCCCAGCUCCACCCCCCCACCCCACCCCAGGACCUUCCCUCUUUGAUCCCCAGUGCUCUAAGGGAUGGUCAUUAAAAGUGACCUCAUAGGUCACGCCAUCCCAUCCCUUCCUGUUACUGCAGCCCGAGGACAGGAAACGGCUUUCCCAAAAUCACAUAGCUAAGUUGGAUGGCAGACCCCCCCACACUGCAUCGGUGCUUGCACUCCUACCCGCCCCCAUUAGAGUUUAUUGUGUGGUCAUCGUGUUUACAUUGUGGCACCCAGCCCUAAGGAUGGCUGGGAGUUGCUCAGGCAUCCAGGAAACGUGGGGAAUGCUGCCACCUGAUGGCAGCGUGUAGAUUUGGGCAGUGAACAGGUAUUGCCAUGCCCCAUCUUUGCCCCUCGCCCCUCACCAUCACCCCCUAGUACACAGCACAGCACAAACCCUGCAAACCGAAAGAGAAUAUUAAUACUUGAAGCAAAAAGGGUGCAUGCCAGUCCCUCUCAGACACGGCCAGGGGAUGCCACGCCUCGCGCCCCUGGACGCCGAGCCCUCCCCGGGGCAAGAGGGCCUUUCCUUAGAGCUACUGAGCUGCUUUGUGAUGUUGGAGGGUACUGCUAGCAGCAGGUGGAGGAGGGAGGGGCCUGUGGCUCUGACCCAUCUGGAGGAAAACCAGAUCGGACUCAAAAAAGGAAAAAGAAAAAUGAAAUCUCAGCAGUGUCCAAACCUAGUUUUCCAUUAGUUGCGAUUGAAAAUGUGAAAUGACAUUGUACGGCUGUAUACUGCAACUUUAAUCAUAAUGAGCCCUUCUGAGGUCAUUAUUGAGGUUUAUAUAAUGCCUGACGAUGCAUCAUUGGUGCUUUUUCUUUCCGUUGAGGGACUUUUUCUUUCAUUACAAGGGGAAAACAAUGUCUUCAUCUCUCUUCCACUUUAUAACAGCGGGCCUGGCUGGGCUUCCUGGCCCCACCAUGCCAUUUCCACGAGGCCGGGGAGCGCGGAGGCAGCGAGAGGGGGCUGGGAGGGGGGACCCUCCACAGCAGGUGUGCCGUCUGCUCCAAGCGAACUGCGGUCGGGGCCCUGCCUCGCCAGCCCUUGGCCCCGCCCACCGCCAGCCUGGCUCCAGCCGCCGCUCUUUGUUCCUCCUCAAUCCUCCGUCUUGACGAAGGCAUUAUAUAGAAUCAUUUUAAUCACUUUCAGAUGUUAGAGCAGCGUAUUUUACUGGCAUUUAUCCAUCGCUUUCCUCAGCAAGGCAUGUUACUACUCUUAAUCAUCUAAGGAAAAAAGACAAGGGAAUUUUGGUCAAGCAUUAUUUUCAUAUUACUAGUAUUUGCAGAAUAGGCGUAGAACUAUUUAAGUUAGACCUUGGGUUGGUAGUUCGUUUUGUUUUUAAGGGGGGGAAAAGAUAAGGUAACCCCUACUUUUUUUUGUAUUUAACUAAUAUAUUAUUUCUUUAAGGUUACUCACUUCCCCUAUUCCCUCCAAAUACUUUGCAUUCUCAAUCGAAAAUGAAAACAAUCUGAGAGACAGGAGACGUGCAAUAUUAUCAAGAGGGAUGCCAGGGCUUGUGGGCAUGGGUGAGAGGGCCAGUGGCCGCGUCUGUCGGUAGGGGAGGGGGGCUGCUGGGAGGAGUCAGAGCCGUGGACCAGACAAGCGGCCUUGUGGGUAUCAAUCUUUUUCCCCUCCUGCCCUGCUUCCCUGGCAAGGUGGCAGGGGUCCCCACCAGCAGGCAGCCCCUUUUUCUGUUGGGUGUCCUCCACCCAGAAGAAGGGGAUUCAGGGAAGUAGCGUGGGGCGCCCUGGGGCCCCAGCCCGCAGAGCAGAGCAAGGGCAUCCAGAAACUGUUCCUUGUUUUCAUUUCCGUUUGUCAGCCAGCUGCUAAGAAAGACCUGUCCUACAACACUCCCAGCAGCCCUCUCUCACCCCAUCUCCUGAUGUGUGGGCCGUGAUCCUUUGGAUGUAUGUUUGAGUCUUGCUAAAACUAUGUAACCUCAAGUUCAGUUCAUGGGCAGGAACCCUAGAUGUAAUCAGAUCUUCCUGGGGAAGGCGGGUGCCUUCAGCCCUGUGAGAUAUAUCCCAGUGAGACACGAGUUCCCACAGGCCUGCAGCUGGGCCUGGUGCUAAGCCCGGGCCACCCAUUCAUCUCAGUGACUUCAGCCGGGGAGCGAGCCAGGCCUCUGCUCAACACCCCAACAGUCCCCAGAGGGCCUCGGAGAAGCAUCCGAGGGGCCCACUCAUGUCUCUGUGGACAGAACUGUCCAUAACAGGUACCAAAGCGGCCCCCUCCUAACUUGGCACAGGUAGAGAGCGCAGCAGGGUGGGAAGUCUCUGGGUCCGAGCCCUUGGAGCUCUGCUCCUCGGCUGCGAAGGACAUCCUUGCCGGCUUGUUCCCUCCACCGCCAGUACUGUACACUUGCCGCUCCAUCCCUUCUGCCUGGUGACUUCCUGUGCAAACGUGGAUCUACGUGCCAAGUGGGACUGUGGCCCCGUGCGUGGGUGUCUCUCCGUGAGUGUGUACGUCUGUGUACAACCUUUGAGAAUCUUGACGCAGAGCUCUCUGGAAAGAGAACCAUCCAUGUAGCUAAAGAAUUAGGAUUCCCUCACUUUUUUGAGGGCCGCGUGCUGUUGAGAAAUUGCAUUUGUGUGUGUGCGCGUGCACGCGUGUGAGUGUUGCUAAUUUCCCACUUGAACUAAGUAAAAUGGGGUUCGAGAAGCAGAACACCAGGCAGGCUGUCUCCAUUGUACACGUCCUUGGCAUCGGGCAGGCCCCCCCGGGGACUCACAGCUUCUGGCAGCAAGUGUGUCUUCAUACACACAAUUCUGGCUGGAGAGUGCAAUGUGUCUUUAUUUUUUGUUUUUUGUAAUUAUUUUAUUAAGUAUGUAGUUGGAAACUUCACACUGGCAUUAACAGAUCUAGCAGAAGCAGCCCAGGCCACCGUCCCAGCUCCCACGUAAAGGUGUGGGAGAGAGACCGCGGGGCAUGGGAGUGCGGGCCGAGGGGCGUCAGCUGGGCCGCCGCCCGCAGGCGUGUUGGGCAGCAGCCCGGUUCCCACCCACUGCUGUGCGCGCCAUCACCGGGGGAAGCCGCUGUAAGGAAAGAGCUGCUGACCCUCAGUGCCUGUGUUUGGGGUGGGGGCAGGCUGCUCGGGGUGAGAACCUGCUCCCUGUGAGCUCGGCGGGCAGCUGUGCGUGUGCGUCAGCACCUCGGUCUAGACGUCAGGCCCGUCGGACACCACGGGAACAGUGCGGAGGGAUCCCCCUCGACUUUACUGAGAUUUUUGCCUAAAUCAUGAUCCUUGUGUGGGGCAGCCUCUCCGGUUCGCAUGCUCCAUGAUGUUAGCCACGCUGAGGUCAGCUUUCCUCCGGUUCUGUCCUGUGCACCUGGGCUCCCAGACGAGAAACGGGGCACGUUGGCCCUCACGGACUGGGCAGGGGUCUCUACCUUCCAAAACCCGAUCCCAACCCGCCUGUAAGGUUGAGAGGCCCCCCUACCCCAGUCCUAUCUUUUUAAUCUUAAGUUUGCACUUGACCUUGACAAUCAGCCCCCUCUCCCACCCCAGUCCUAGAACUUAGUGGCCUUAGAGAACAGGUCCCUGCGCUAAAGGUCCCUCCUUUGCCCCCAGUUCCAUCCGGCUAAUGGGGCUGGACUUCAGGAGGUGAGAGAGACAGAGGAAGGAAGGAUUGUUUUAAAGCAAAAGGAAGGCUCGAGCACGUUGGAAGUGAGCGAGAGGCACGUCGGCGAGAGGAGUAUGUGCACGUGUGGCAUGUUGGGGUGUCUGGGACUGCCGUCCCCUCCCGGGGAAGGUGGCUUCCAGAAGAGGAUGUCUUCUGGGCAGAGAGGGAAGUGUGAGAAGGCCGAGAGAGGGUUUGGAGUCUGGAGUUUUGUCUUUAUAAAGAAGGAAACAGUUGAUUCUGAAUGUUCCAGGAAGAAGUGAGCAGGUAAGGAGGGAAUUUAGUGAUUCAACACCCAAGGAUCCAGCCAGAGCUGGCUGGGAAGGCCGCAGGAUUCGGCCAUGAAAGCAGCCAGCCAGAGGGAACAGCUCCUCUACUCGCUGUGCCACAGGCGGGGUCCCCAGCAGGUUCUCGCUGAAUGGCCACUGGAUUCCUCAGUGGAGAGGGGAGGUCACCAGCAACAAACUGUGUUUGAGUUUGGAGGCCCUGGCUCCAGCGCAUUCCUCCAUCUCCCAAGUCCCUGGCUGGUUUUGCCCACCUUCCUUUGUCCAGUCCAGAGCUGGCCUCUCAAACUGCUUGAAGCGGAGACUAGUGACCGAAUGGGCCAUGUGGUCAGGACUCGCCACCCCCGGACCGGAGCCUCGGGGUCCAGGACCCCAGGGUUGUUCUCAAGUAUCCCUGGUGACACCUGCGGUUUUCAGUUUGCUGAGCCCGCCCCCCUGGAGGGACUUGGAAGAGGGGGUCCAAUGCGCACUCAUCUGCGAGCACGCCCUCUGGUUUCUAGUGGCCUAUGGCCAAGACACACUGCUCUUAAGUGUUUAUUCCAGAGAGGAAGGUAAACAGAUGCACCAUUCUCGAAUCUGCAUCUGGUCUAGUCACGGCAGUCCACGGGAAGGUGGCAUCCGAGCGGCGUGGGUGUGAGGGGGAGGCCCCCGAGACGUGGGUUUGCGGACUGACGGCCUGCCUGUGAACUGCUGGAUGUCUCUGGGCUCCAGAACUUCGGGGGAUUCCCGUGGUGUCCGCUUGACCCCUCCCAGCUCCUGCUGGGCUCUGUCGGGGUCGGGAGGAGGUGAUUUCCUCUCCCACCCCGCAGAGAAGCUGAAGGAAAGGACAUUGAAUUCAGUGCAGUCAACCUGAGUGCUAAAAAAUUCCCAGGAUCCAUGGUGGUGCUAAACUCUUUCCAUGUUUCUAAUAUUUUUAAUUGUGGGUUUUGUUCUCAUCACAAAAAAAGCGGUGUCCUUGGGGACAGGACCCAGCCCCUUGACCUGCCACUUUCCAGGUGUCCGUCGUCACCGGGACGGGACGCUCUGGUCUGCAGAAACACUCUGUUGUGGCAUGCUUCUAGACUGUAAGAUUUGGGUUGUUUUGUUUUGUAUUUUGUUUAUGUUUACAUGCAUCUUCUUGUAUUUCCCAGAAAAUCAAAUAAAGUUUUUGGCCUUUUUAACUGCA
Messenger RNA from Phyllostomus hastatus (greater spear-nosed bat), 11168 nucleotides. It is a transcript of the gene SH3PXD2A, whose product is annotated as SH3 and PX domains 2A. The transcript has 15 exons. Lineage: Eukaryota; Metazoa; Chordata; Mammalia; Chiroptera; Phyllostomidae. Gene Ontology annotation, biological process: superoxide anion generation. Gene Ontology annotation, molecular function: superoxide-generating NADPH oxidase activator activity; phosphatidylinositol binding; protein binding. The record is from RefSeq and is a predicted model, not a curated record. The coding region runs from base 274 to 3666 and encodes 1130 amino acids.